Messenger RNA from Echinostoma caproni, 4209 nucleotides. The record is from the annotation of a GenBank genome assembly. Lineage: Eukaryota; Metazoa; Platyhelminthes; Trematoda; Plagiorchiida; Echinostomatidae.
AUGCAGCUCGGACUGGAUUGCUUCUCCGUGACAGUACUGUUGUACUGUCACACUGUGCUCAAUCUGUGUCUGACUCCAACACAUGCUGAACAGUCGGAAGAAUGUAUGAGUGCGGAUCAGAAGCCAGGAACGUAUAGGGGAAAAGUGAAUGUCGCUUACGAUGGAACACCGUGUGAAGAGUGGAGUAAACAUCAUCAAUUCUAUCGACGAAAAUGGACCACGGAAGAGGCGAUACAGCAAAAGAAUUAUUGCCGCAAUCCGGACGGGGAUAUAAACGGACCGUGGUGUGUUGUCCCUAACAAUUCGUUCCGGUAUUGUAACAUUCCCACAUGUGCUCAAGAUGUGCAGUGCUAUGAGGGCAAAGGAGAAGAUUACAUCGGUGAUCAACAACGAACAAUCAGUGGAAUGCCAUGUCAAUUGUGGACACAUGUGAACGCGAUCAAAUUGCACAAAAGCUCGUAUCGAUUUCGGCUGUACGAGAACGAGACGAACAAUAUGACGUUGCACUUUCUCGAUCAUCGUUUGGAAAAAUUUCGUUCCUGUCGGAAUCCGGGUGGCACACGUUCCCGACCGUGGUGCUACUCAACUCGAUUGACCGAAAGUCAGAACGUUAUUUUCGUCGAAAAAGACUGUUUCCGGAUGCGUCAGCAACCGGUGGCCGCCCCAAGCGUUUUGGGUUAUCCGCUCUCGUGGAAUGACACGGUUUGUCCGCCCGGAUUUCAUCGACAAACACAGAUCUCCAUGGAAAGUGCAGACACGCGAGUAGAGAUUGAUUACUGCGUUGCUCCCGAACGACUGCUUCACCGGAUUCAACGUCAAACAAUGUAUGCACCGUUUGUAGAAUUCUGUCUCUACCUGAUCUCAUCGGCCAACACUUGUCCAGCCGGAUUUCGCAGUAUGGACAAGUUUCAACUAGUCCUGGACCCGAUCAAACAUCUCUCCGGUCCAGCCGCGUGGAGAGCCAAAGCUGAAAGUUUAAUCCAAUCAAUUCUGUGCUGUUCCGAUCCAGACUAUUUCCGUCCAACAGCUCCGUCGAAACCGUACAUCACCAUAGAGAAGGUGUCUCGUUACAAGCGUUUCGAAGAUGGCAUGCUCGGGUUGUUUCCACUGGGGCGACGGAACAGUUCACGUCGGCGUAUCUCGUUACCCAUGCUGGUCAGUAUGGGCAUUGAGGAAGACCAGGAAGAAACGGUCAAUGAUCAGCCAGAUCUGUUGCAAGAACCGAUUGCAACCAAAACGGAGCCUUUGUUCGCCUCAGUGCGUCAGUGUCCCCCAGUAGAGAACACAUCCCGCGUACUCAUGCUUGCCAUGACCCCUCGUGUACGACCCGGUCAAGGGCUGAGCGUGUUACAAGCCUUACCACCUGAGGUGAUCUGUGAAUAUUACGCUUUGCAAGCCCAAAAGGAGACGGUGAAAUCGACACUUUCUGGUGAGCGGAGCGUGGUCCUUAUUGUAGAUGAACCACUAUGUCCGCCCGGUUUCAACUGGCUCCCGAUGCCGUUCCCAUUCAAGCUUAUUCUGGGUGCAUCCAAAGGUCUUUGCCGUCCCACAGACAGUGUGGUUAUGCGACAACCACCCUCCUCAGCCACAAUUGGGUACUGUAUGCUAUCGAUGCCGGACAAUUCGGAAGAACUACGAGAACCUGAUGUUACGAACGCGGACCGGGGCAGACGCACCGAUUUCCCCUGUCCAGAUGGUUUUCGACAGAAUGAAAUUUAUUUCCACGAGCGGGAAUUUCGUAUCCGGCUGUGUUGCGUGGGAAAAAUCAAUCGAUACAAUGAAUCCGACACACCAAUACCACUACAGGCCCCAUUCGCUGCAAAGAUCCCUUUCGCAGUGCUUCAAAAUGGUGAUCGAUGUCCCCAGUUCUAUCUGGGCUCGGUCAAAUUGCUUUCUGUUGAGUAUAGUCGAACCAUACCACACACGUAUUUGAAUCGGCUGGAAAUGUUCGGACCGGACCACGUUGUCAAACUUGUGGGCAUCCCCAAUCUCGUUCUCUGUCAGUAUUUCAGCGUGGACCUAAAGCUGGGAGUCAAAUCACUGACCUUUGAAUGCGAUGGUCUGGGAUCGCGCAUUUCAAUGGGUCCUUACGGCGCAAACUGCGGGUUCAAGGUGAACGACAGCAUCACAUUCCCACCUGGACGAUACUGCCUGUUACAGUUCUCCUCAACUUGUCCCCCAGGUUUCACACACCGAAGUGGCAGUAUGGCCGUUGGUCUACGGCUUCGCUCGGUAGGCAACACAUGUUGUCGGGAGGAUGAGACUAUCGGCGCUAUUCAAUUUCCUAUUCCACUGGCGGCACCGUUUAAACUUCCAGCCGUCCGAGCUCCUUGUCAAACAAUUGAGGGGUUCAAUGUGGAUGCAGAAUUAGGUCAUUGUUUGUACUAUCCCCGUGGAGAUACACCUCAAGCACUGAUGGUCUGGCCCAGAAUUUUAGGGACAGCUGAAACGCCUGAAGAGACCACUGCCCCGGCACAUUGCGCGCUCUCUCCCAGACGAAUGCAGGACCACUGGCUUGUAUCACGACGAACUCGAUGGAAUGGAAACUUGACAGACAAUGUGGAUGUCUGUUUCAACGAAGUCCCCUGGUCUCUGAUGCCUCCGUCGAGUAAAUCGGGCAAACCGUACUGUACAUUUGUUUUCGGUUCAUGUCCGAAGCCAUACUUUGAAACCGUCGGAAGCUCGAUUUAUUUUAAUACCGUCCUCUGUUGCACCAUGGGCAGUGGGAACGCGGACACGGUUGAGUACUCGAAGCGUCUACGAUCCAUGGUUACACUGGGCCAUCCCACCCCACAUGACAUGGAAAUGUUACGUGGUGUACUGGGCACUCGGGUGCUCGAGACCAACCCGGACUCAUCCGGUCAGUCCACUUGUCCGGAGUUCGACGGUGUGCUUCUACGACGUCGUGUGACCGAGAGUGUGAUUGCACCCUCGACCAGUCCCACUGUGCCCGUCCGAUUGGCUCUAUUGUUCAAUGCCACCCACGUAUCGGACAGUUUGUUCACCGCACAAACAGGCAUUUGGAUGCAAGACGGACUGGUGCAUGUGAUCUAUUGUGAAUAUAAUUCGAAGAAAUUGGACGACUAUGAGAGUGGGAAAAAGAUUUGGCCUUUUGUCGAUUUCGCGAUUCCCAAAGCUCUGAAUGAUUGUCCGUCCGGUUCAACUAAGGCAAUCAUUCGACAUCACCAAGAUCAAUACGGAUUUCACUAUUCUCAGCCAAUCCACUUGGAUGGACUGUUUCUCCGUGGUGAGAAAGCCACCUGGCUGGAAUACUGUGUUUUCAAAACGGACGCCUCCAGUACAUCCACUUUCAAUUACGGUAUCCGAGAUGAACUACCAGCUGGCCAUUACUGUGUUCUCCGUGUACGAGGAAGUUGCCCGUCAGGAUUUACCAAAGGUGUGUUGAAUAUCAUGGAAGGUCCGCAAAAGGUGGACGAGGCUCCGACCGAUGCACAAUCAGCCGCACGCUAUGCGGACGCAAUGGAUCAACUGAUUGUGCCGGAUAUUCAGCGAGUUCGUGUCCAGAUGAAGGACACGACAAUGAAAAUGGAUCGAUUAGACUACUAUUUCUGUUGUCGUGCCGAUUCACCAAGUGCCGACAUACCGAUACAAGGAUUCCCCUCAGAAAGCGGACCGUUUUUCCUCUAUCGCUUUGGUGACAAGUGCCAACGAAUCGAGGGUAUGCGUGUCACGGACGAAUACAUCUGUUGGGAUGCACCUAACCAAGGUCAACCUGGCUGGUGGUCAACGGACACCAAUCAGACUUGGGCACCGUAUCAUUCGAAAGGGGCCACUCCAGCUCGUAUGCCAUAUCAUGGGCAAUGUGAUGUGGAGAUCCAUUUGUGUUACUACGAACAAGAACUACCCGAAGAAGAGGAAGUUAUCACAAUUCAAAACAUGGGCGACUGGCCGAUCGGUAGCUACGCCUUACCCAAUGUGCAUCGAGACGAUGAGUCCAUGGCAUGUCCGCCUGGGUUUGUUCAAAAGUACACAUCGCUCAUCAAUCGUCAAGCUGCAUUCUUCGAUUUGCAGCUAUUACCGUCCAGUUUGGGCUCGUAUUUUCUCGAUUUGAUCGGACACAAUUUCAGCGCGUUGAACGUGCACUACUGUGAACGCGUGCGGCCAGAUCAAGUGAUCACCGAGGAGGAUGGGGAUCCGAACAAGAUGACCUCAGUCGCACCUAUGACCGAUGAGGAACAGGCGCGCCAG